Aspergillus heteromorphus CBS 117.55 is the source of this 2432-nucleotide messenger RNA. Its product is annotated as putative salicylate hydroxylase. The record is from RefSeq and is a predicted model, not a curated record. Gene Ontology annotation, molecular function: lyase activity; monooxygenase activity; FAD binding. The coding region runs from base 1 to 2088 and encodes 695 amino acids. The transcript has 5 exons. Lineage: Eukaryota; Fungi; Ascomycota; Eurotiomycetes; Eurotiales; Aspergillaceae.
AUGGGGAGCAGUUACCCAAACACAGCCCAAGGGCUUCACAUCCUGAUCGCCGGUGCCGGCAUAGGAGGCUUGGCCGCAGCUACUGCUCUUCGCCAGCAAGGCCAUCGAGUAGAGCUGUUCGAGCGCUCCCGACUUGCAAAUGAAAUCGGGGCAGCCAUUCAUCUCACCCCAAACGCCAACGCAGCGUUGCUCAGACUAGGCAUCGACGGUGCCAAAUUUGGAGCCGUAGAAGCAGAACGGCAGCUACGGAUCUACACACCUAGCGGCGAGCCUCUGGCGGUUAUCGACAGCAAAGAAGAUGCGGCAAAGUGGAGACACAAAUGGUCUCUUGUACACCGAGCCCACCUUCACGAGGGCUUGAAAGUUGCCGCGGAGGCACCUGGGCCUGGUACUCCAGCGCAGUUGCACACCUCGAGCAAGAUCGUGGACAUCGAUCCGGAGAAUGCAACCCUCACCCUUGAGUCGGGUGAAACCUUCAAGGGCGAUGUCAUCAUCGGAGCAGAUGGCGUCCACUCGCUCGCCAGAUCGAGGCUGUCUGGUGGCAGUGGUGUUAAGCCAUUUAGCUCAGGCAGAAACGCAUUCCGCUUCCUCUUGAAGCGGAAAAACGCGGAGGAAGACCCUGAGACGCGUUCUAUCGUCAUCGACAAGAGUUCCGUGGACAUGUGGGAUUCUGAAGAAAAGCGCGUGGUCAUCUACCCAUGCUCCAACAACGAGCUGCUCAACUUUGUCUGUAUUCAUUCGGACACAUUGAGUACAAUUAACACUUCUUCGGACUGGAACCAGGAGGCCAGCAAAGAGGAGCUACUUGAGACGUUCAAGGAAUUCAACCCCCAGGUCCUGAAGAUCCUGGCCAAAGCUGAUCCCCAGACCUUAAAGGUGUGGCCGUUGCUGGAUAUGGAAACACUGCCGACCUGGGUCAACGGCCGGUUGGCUAUCUUGGGCGAUGCGGCCCAUCCAUUCCUGCCAUAUCGCGCCUCGGGAGGUGCAAUGGCCAUCGAGGACGGCAUCUCGCUGGCCGUCAUGCUGUCUCGGAAUAUCACUCCACAGGAGGUGCCUGAAAGGCUGAAGCUGUACGAGAAAGCCCGCCACACGCGAGCCACCACCAUCCAGCAGAUGACACGAGAGUCUGCGCAGCCGCAACCACAUGGUGAAGCGGAAAGGAUGAUGAACUACAUAUACGGCCAUGACGAGUUCGACCACUCGACCCAAGUCCUGCGCAAGCAUCUCUGGGGCCAGGCUCCAGCCAAAUACUGGCGCCAACCCAUUGUCUUCGGGCCCAUGCCGGGCCCCAGACAAGACUGGUGGGGGCGCAGUCGCGCGCAGAAAUCACUCAAGUCGACAUUCCAGACGGCAUCCAUCCGGUUCAAAACCAGUCGCACGCUUCUCCAAAACCUGCUGCCCAAUGAGCGCUAUUCUUUCACAGACCCCAGCACGGUAGCCUAUGCCAGUUUCUCGCAAACCAAGCUCCAUGGAAUGGACUGGCUUGGCGGCGGCGGAUACCGCCAUCUGGGACUCUACAUCGAAGGCGUGCAGUAUAAGAAGUCUGACGGCGAGAUAGUCAAGGGGAUCUACCUGCCCGUCCUCUUCGAGAAUCUGACCGACCCCAUCGUGAGCGGUCGUGAAGAGCUCGGAAUGCCGAAGCUGUAUACGGCGAUUGAGGCGCACGAGCGUUCCAAUUCGUAUCAUCUCAUGACCAGCUGGCAAGGCGCUGUAUGGGGCCAUUUCCAUCUCGAGGACCUAGAGGAUCAGGACCCUAGCUCGACUCCCCCGCCGAAUGUCGGCAAGGGCGACUUGGUCUAUCGCUACAUGCCGCAGGUCGGACGUACGUACAAAGGACAGCCCGAGGCGGAGUACGCGGUGCUGGUGCCCCAGGAGGAGGAGGCGAAGAAUGUGCCGUCCACGAUCAAGCGAGUCCGGACGACCAAGAACGCCCGCUUCGAGAUCGAUGCUCUCGGCUGGGAGUCGCUGCCGACGCUUCAUCACGUCAUCUCGCGGCUGGCGGAGAUCCCUGUCGAUGAGAUCCUCUCGGCCAAGGUUGUCGACGGGGAGGGGGUAGCGGAUGUGUCGUGUGCCAGACGCAUCGAGUAGCACAGCAACAGCUUCAGUGUACAGCUAGCAUAUCCUGCGUCCAGCUUGAUUCAAGUUAGUUCUGCUAGGACGGCCGGGAUGUUUCGUCAUAAUAUAGUUUCUGACGUCGCCCAUCUCCUGAAGUAAACUCCAUUGGCGGUUGCACCUUCGACCACCUCCCUCCGGCGAGCACAGCAGCAAGGUGUAAAUCGGUGUAGGUUGGUGUCACUGGAAGGCGAAGUCGCGACGCGUUGGCGAUGCGGUCACGUGACCCGCCCUCGUCCAUCCAGACUAGUCCGCUUUUGGAACUCUCCACCGGCAUCCAACAGAAGACUACGAGUUAGUAGUUGGACUUCCUCGCAUCG